AUGCAGGUGACAGCGGCGAUAAAGGGUGAUGAAAACGCCCGCGGAGGGCGGAAACUGGGGGGAAAAGGGUUUUUUGGGGGGGAAGUGGUGAAAGCCAAGGAGAAAAUCAAGGGGGAGCACGUCCGGCGUCACCAGGAGAUCCACGUGGUGAUGGGCAACGAGGCCUGUGACCUGGACUCCACCGUCUCGGCCCUGGCCCUGGCUUAUUUCCUGGCGAAGACCUCCCCAGCUCCCAAAGCUGCCUUCAUCCCGGUGCUGAACAUCCCUCGAGCUGACUUCGCCCUCCGGACGGAGACGACGUUCCUGCUGCGGGAGCAGGGCAUCCCCGCCACCUCCCUCAUCUUUCGGGAUGAGAUCGACCUGGGGGGGCUGCACCGUGCCGGGCUGCUCUCCCUGACGCUGGUCGAUCACCACGUCCUGCCUGGCGCUGACGCAGCCCUGGAAGAGGCCGUGGUGGAGGUCCUCGAUCACCGGCCGCUGGAACGGGACCGAGCUCCCGGCUGCCAGGUGACGGCAGAGCCGGGGGGGUCCUGCGCCACGCUGGUGACGGAGCGGAUCGCUCAAGGUCCCCCGGGCGUGCUGGACAGACUCACGGCCGCGCUGCUGCACGGCACCAUCUUGCUGGACUGCGUGAACCUGAGCCCAGCCGCCGGCAAGGUGACACCCAGGGACGUGGCGUGCGUCUCCCUGCUCAGGGCGAGGUUCCCCGAGCUGCCAUCCCGCGACGCUGUCUUCAAAGCCCUGCAAGCGGCCAAGUUCGAUGUCUCAGGGCUGACGACAGAGCAGAUGCUGCGGAAGGACCUCAAAGUCCUCUCCAGCGAUGAGCUGGUCCUCGCUGUCAGCGCCAUCUACGUGGACCUGGAGACCUUCCUGCACCGGCCUGGUUUGCUGCAGGACCUGGACACUUUCUGCCAGGCUCGGGGCUACACGGGGCUGGUGGCCAUGAUGAUCUCUUUUAACGAACGCAACGAGCCCUCCCGGCAGCUCGCGGUCUACAGCCGGCGCGAGACCCUCCGCAGCGCGGUGUGCCGGGCGCUGGAGGAGGCGACGACGCCAUCCCUGCUCCUCCAGCCCCUCCUGAGCCCCUGGUCCUGCGUGGGCACCUACGCCCAGGGCAACGCAUUGGCAUCGCGGAAGAAGGUCCUGCCCAUCCUGCGGGCAGCCCUGGGGGACCCGGGCGCUGCCGGGGGGCCGGAGGAGGAGGUGGUCCCACCGCCCACCCCCAUGAACAGCCUGGUGGAGGAAUGCCCGCUGGCACAGGCCGUGCCCCCCCUCUGCCCCCAGGAUGCCCUGGAGCGGGUCAGCCGCAUCGCCGCCGGGCAGCCCCCCGGCUCCCCGAAAUGA
Charadrius vociferus (killdeer) is the source of this 1344-nucleotide messenger RNA. RefSeq names its product prune exopolyphosphatase (gene PRUNE1). Lineage: Eukaryota; Metazoa; Chordata; Aves; Charadriiformes; Charadriidae. The record is from RefSeq and is a predicted model, not a curated record. The transcript is spliced from 8 exons. Gene Ontology annotation, cellular component: cytoplasm. Bases 1 to 1344 code for a protein of 447 amino acids. Gene Ontology annotation, molecular function: exopolyphosphatase activity.